Neospora caninum is the source of this 2313-nucleotide messenger RNA. RefSeq lists its product as hypothetical. The record is from RefSeq and is a predicted model, not a curated record. Lineage: Eukaryota; Apicomplexa; Conoidasida; Eucoccidiorida; Sarcocystidae. The transcript has 2 exons. The coding region runs from base 1 to 2313 and encodes 770 amino acids.
AUGGCGUCUUGUGCGUCAAAAACUCGCCUCCGGAAACGUCCGGAAGACACCUGUGUGUCGGACGUGGACAGCGAUCCACCCCCGAAGAAAGCAAGUGUCUACGACUCCUCUUCCCUUGUGUCGAAUGCCGACAAAAAAACUUCUCAUGCCUCUUCCUCAGGGGCUCGCCGACUCAACGACCACCCACGGGGGACGGGCGAGGGAGCAGUCGAUGAAGCUCCGGUGUAUGUACACCGCAUCCUGGGAUCGAGAAGAGGGUACGACAAGACGCGCCCGCCCCCCGCUUCGAGUUCUUGCGAGAGUGAGGGCAGAAUCAGGGCGGAGGCCGGAGGGGAGACCCGACGAAGCUCGAGAGUUGGCCAAGUCCUGGAGCUUUUGUCGGCAUCAGGGAAUGGCGAGCAGGCGGCGUCGCCUGGCGAAACAACCGCUCCGAGCUCGCCCCACUCCAUCCGCGUGACAGCGUCCAUUGACGUGGCCGAGCAAAAGGGUACGGUAGCAUCGAAUCUUUCUGGAAAAGACAGCGAGAGCGAAAGCCCACAGGGAGAGUCAGCCUGUUCCAGCUGCCUCAAUCACCGAACGUCGGCAUGCAGCGUGUCUGGCCAUUCUCCACGACAGCGGUCGCCGGCGGUGCGCCCCGGUGCUGCGCCCUCGGCUGUACGUCCAGCGUCCCGUGCCCCUUCGAGUUCGAUCGGUUCGUCGCCAUCCGCUUCUCUCGCCCGGCCACCAGACGGCGCGAAAAGUCUCCGGCAGUCUCUUCAGGCUGAGGACUCGAGCCCAACCGCAAAUGCGGGGCGAUCGUGCUCGUCUUCGGCCUCCUCGUCCUUAGACGCGGCGGUUGUAGCCUCCCCAGCGCUGUCGUCGGCCGGCGCGGGGCCUGCCUCGGAGUCCAGCUCCACUCCCUCGUCUCGUUCGCCCUCGCUCCCACCGUCCUCUCCAGAGGGUCCAGAGUUGCCUUCCUGGAUCAAGCAACUGAACUCGCCAAUGCUCCCCUCGAUCCUCUCUGCAGUUCCGCGGGCUGCCGCCGCUCGCACUCGCCUCACCACAGCGCCAGGCGACAGCGAAGACCGAUCGGCUCCGCCGCCUGAGGAGACGCCUCAAGAACUGGAAACUGUAGAGCCGUGCUACCGCGCACGAACUGCGCCUGUCGAUCCCCCUCCGCCGUUUCCUUUCCCUCUUUCCGUCACACCCAGCGGCUCGCGAGGCCGGUCUGCCGCCAGUCAAUUCGCGCUCCCGGCGAGAAGCAAGGCGGCGCCUUCCGCCAACGGAGCUUCUUCCAGUGAACACGCGGAGAAGCGGAAGAGCUCGCAGGCCUCCGAUUUGCCGAGCCACGCGAGCGUCGCCUCGACGGGCGUCGCGAGAGGUCGAACAGCGCAGCCGGCGGGCGCGGGGCCAGCAAAGGGCGAGAAGUCUGGAGUCGCCGCACGACACGAAGGCGUUUCUGCUGCUCGGGAAGAAGGUGCCGCUUUCUCUUCACAGACGCUCAAGCGCCUCGGAGAAGACCGAGGCGCAGCCGCUGUCGCUGGGGGCGCGGCACAGGCCGGGAGCUCGGGAACGGCUGGUGCGCGUGUGGUGGCUUCUCGCGGAUCGAGCAGUGCGUCACCGGGCACCCAAAGUUCUGGCGGACACGCCCGUGGCGAUGGCGUCUCGGGGGCGUCUUCCCAGGGUUCUUCGGAUGACGCGCCAACAUCGCCCCGUGCAGGGUGUGGAACCGGGGCGUCGCAGACAGCGGAGACUGUCUCCUUUUCGUCCCCUCGAUCGGCUUCUCUCCAUCCUUCGCCGCUGCCGCGGGCGCUUCCUAGAAGGGGCGGAACCGUAGGUGUCGGCACUCUUUCUGUGCAGCGAGGCGGAAUCGGCGGCGUUCCUGCUCUCUCCGAGCACCCGUCCUUCUCCCUAGAGAAACAGCUGCAAGGUGCGGAAGACCGGCGAGCCUACUUGCGGCGUCUCCUGCGCGGAGGCGCCCCAGGGCGCCCGGAAUGGCCGUUGCCCGUGGAGACAAAGACGCUGUUGGAGGCCGCCGGCGUGACCGCUGGGCGCUUCCAGCCCGAUCGCUGGUUCGGCUGGGGCAUUGAACCCUUUCCCUCGGCGCGCGUCUUGGAGUGGAAACUCGCCAGAGUGCUCGGACGCCCAGUCCUCGACGCCGCUGCGAGAGGCGACGCGACCGUCUGGGGCGUGCUCUGCCUGUCGCUGGGGGCGAUCCUCCUGGGUGCCGACGUCGCCGAACUCCGCGCCGGCUUCCAGAGACAGGGGUUGCCGGUGCCGGACCCGCUCGUCGAGGGCCGAGCUUGGCUCCGGGGCGCAGAGGGCGGGAAGUGA